Aspergillus puulaauensis is the source of this 2319-nucleotide messenger RNA. RefSeq names its product ferric reductase family protein. Gene Ontology annotation, molecular function: ferric-chelate reductase activity. Bases 1 to 2319 code for a protein of 772 amino acids. Gene Ontology annotation, biological process: iron ion transport; intracellular iron ion homeostasis; copper ion import. NCBI's taxonomy places the organism in Eukaryota, Fungi, Ascomycota, Eurotiomycetes, Eurotiales, Aspergillaceae. The transcript is spliced from 7 exons. The record is from RefSeq and is a predicted model, not a curated record. Gene Ontology annotation, cellular component: plasma membrane.
AUGCUGCUUCCUUCGUUUGCCCUUGUCGCGCUCCUCUUAGGGGCUGCGAGAGCAGAGACCCCAAAAGCUCAACUCUGCCUUGCCGGUGCUGCGGCGUCGCUGGACUAUGUUCUGUUUUCAACGGACUCUGUUGAUAUGCUCACGAACCAGUGCUCAAGCAAGUUGAAGAUUACAUCGCUCUAUGCCACCGCCCACAAGUACUGCACGGAAGACGAUAUAGCUGCAUACUAUGAAGCGAAGAAUGAGGAGUGUCGGCAGGUCUACGGCAUCUCCCUCAUGCCAUACUCCGAUGUUGCCAAAUCCUUUACAAAGGAAUACAUCCAGGGGUUGAAGGUUAUUCAUAACAUGGCAGAGGGGGCGGCGGGUCUAUUGGACAAGCCAGCACUGCUUUCUGAGGAAUUCUUCACCCAGGGCUACAAAACUCUUGAAAGCUGGGACAUCGCGACAGCAGCUCAUGACUUCCACUCGUUCAUGCCGUAUGUCUUUUGGGCGGCGAUUGUCUUCUUCGGCAUACUCCACCGCAUAUUCAACGCCUUGCUCCUGAGCCAGAAAUACGAAGUCGACCAAGACGUUGAAGGAGAGCAGAAAACCUCUCUCAGCCUUCCAGUUAGAAUCACCAGAGACGUCCAUCGAUGGAUCAACACCCACUUCGUGCUUCCAUCUGAAUUCGGCUCUGGCCGCCGCAGGCUUGGGUGGGUGUGGCAUCGCCAGAUCUCAACUCGGAUACAAACAAUUGUGGUGCUGCUUUACUGCAUACUGAUUAUUCUACUUUGCGCCACGGAGUAUUAUACAUACUACGAGAGUCUCUACUUCGACACAAAACCGCACCAGAUCCAGCGCCACGUCGCAGACAGAAUGGGAAUCAUGGCAAUUGGUAGUCUGCCUAUCCUGUGGGCUUUUUCUGGACGAAACAAUGUUAUCCUCUGGGCUACGGGAUGGAGGUUUGGAACGUUGAAUCUCUACCAUCGCACCAUUGCUCGCGUUACCAUGGUCCUGGCUAUUAUCCACGCUUCGGCGUAUACCAGGUAUUAUGUGGAGCUUCAAUUCUACAAGAUCACCCUUGUUGAAUACUGGUUCCGGUGCGGUAUCCUUGCCCUUACAACUAUAUCUGUCAUGGUCGGUCUGUCCUCCUCUAUAGUACGUCAGAAGAUCUACGACUUCUGGCUACUCUUGCACAUUCUACUCGCCGUCGUCGUAGUGGUAGCUCUCUACUACCACACCAGCAUCCUCGAAGGAAAAUACAACCCCUUCAUCUGGUCCAUAGUCGCCAUCUGGGGCUUCGAGCGAACCAUCCGCCUCCUCCGCCUCGCAUACUGCAACCUGCCCUUCACCCCCAACGCCGGGAAACGGCACUCAACCAAAUCUACGGCCGUAUACCUCAAGGACGCAAACGUCGUCAAGGUUGAUGUCUUCCCUGGCUCUGGCUCUCUCAAGCCUAAACCAGGACAGCACUACUACCUGUACGAACCGCUCCGGUGGAAGGGGUACGAGAACCACGCGUUUAGUCUGGCGAGCUGGUCCGAUGGCAACACAGUUACACCAGAUCUAGCCCAGUCACCACCAUCCGAAAAGACUCAAAUGGACACGAAUCUCUCAUCCAAUCUAUCCACCGACUCCCCUGCUGCCUUCCAGCCAAAGAACCAAGCCAUUGGUUACAACGGCAGCAAAUUCACCUUCUACAUCCGCCCCCUCUCCGGCUGGACACGCCGUCUAAAAUCCCAAUGCCUGAAAUCCGAUUCCUCAUCUCCAAUGGACCUAACCCUCCUGGUCGAAGGCCCCUAUGGCAGCCCGUCCCCUCUCUACAGAUUCGAACGUGUGCUGUUAAUCGCCGGGGGAUCUGGAAUCACCGCUGCGAUGCCGUAUAUCCGGGACCAUUUCGCCCGUGCUUCGAAGGGGGAUAAGGCUCUGCGAACGAGAUCUGUUGAUUUGAUUUGGACUGCGAAGGAGGAGGCGUUUAUAAAUCGGAUCUUUGCGUCGGAGCUUAAGGAUUUCAUUCAGGGCUCUGGGGGUUUCGCUGCUGAAUGUUUUGUGACAGCAGGUCUAGCACAAAACGGACCGGAAGGUUCGAGUUCGGGUUCUAGCUCAAACACCGAGAAUGAGGAUAGAUUGGUUAAGAUUAACACCGGCCGUCCCGAUAUCCCGGCUUUGAUCCGCCAGAAUAUCGAGAACACUGCCGCUGCGGAUCCCCGUCCUGGGCGCACAGCGGUGUUUGUUUCUGGACCGGCGGCGUUGGCGGAUUCGACUAGGGCUACUGUGCAUAAGAUUCUCAAGGAGACGAGCUAUGAUGUUGAGUACUUUGAGGAGGUUUUUGGGUGGUAA